AUGUCGGCUGGUUUGAGCGAGGCGGCGACUCUCACUCACAACACCACUCGCAGCCGCAGUCGAAGCUGGAGCAAGGAAGCAAGCAACCGCCAGAACACGAGCAAUGGCCCUACCGUCCGUCCAAAAAGGUCGCGCCGGUUGCAGAAACGUCCAUCUUCCAAUGCCUUGACUGUUUCUUCCACCACUGGCCCGAUCGUGCCACCCGCUAUGGUCCAGCAGCAUCCUGACGAGAGCCUCACAGCCUUGCCUCAAUUACGCACCCAGGCGAUUCCCCAGCGCUCCUCGUCUCUUCGUAAACAACGGCUUCAGACCGCCGAGGGAGUAAGAGCCAUAUCUAAACCGUCCACUGAGCAACUCGGUGAACGGCCGCCGUCUGGCGACGCCCAGGACGCAGACCAGGAACCCGCCGCGGCGCACGACCAGAAACCUCCAUCACCUCCCACUACAUCUGCACGAGAUCAAUCCGGCCCUCACCAGCCUCCACGGACACCUCGUCACGUCCCAUUAGCACCGUUCGAUCCCUCACCUCUCAACCCUCUGUACCACAUUCCGUCUCCAAAGAUGUCCAACUUACCAUUCCGACCAGCAUCUUCUCCUUCGGCGUCCUCGUCUUCACCACCACAAACUCAGCCAUCUACCACUCCCACCGUUUCCAGCACACCCCAAACCAGCUCCCCUCACUACAACGGACAUACAAUACUCCCGCCGGGCUUUCGACCCGGCUCUUCAACGCACCAGACAGACGUCGAGACAGCCUGGCAGCCUGCGGUGACGCGGGAAGUCGUCAAGGAACACACCGUCGAGAUCGUGCAGGAACAAGUCACGCGCGAAAUCCACGUGCACCACUACUACACGCACAUCCAGCCCAUCCGGGCCGUCGAGGUUCUCCCCGCGCGCCACUUCAUCGUCGACCCCGCGACCGGCCAAAAGGUCGAGAUCCCGGCCCCUGAAGGCUGGGAGAUGCCCUCGGACAUGCAGCCGCGGAAACUGAAUCUUCCGGAGACGAACAUCCUCGAGCCAAUGUCCAGACACUAUCUCGUCGACGAGGAUCAUCCUGAAGGAACGCCUGAGCCGCCACCCCGUGACUUCCAGAGACGCAGUCAAUUGGAGCUCAACAAGAUCGCUAGGGCAAGCCAUACGGCGAAAUGGUCACCGUUUCCAAAGGUCGAUUGA
Messenger RNA from Exophiala spinifera, 1173 nucleotides. RefSeq lists its product as uncharacterized. The record is from RefSeq and is a predicted model, not a curated record. Lineage: Eukaryota; Fungi; Ascomycota; Eurotiomycetes; Chaetothyriales; Herpotrichiellaceae. The coding region runs from base 1 to 1173 and encodes 390 amino acids. The transcript has a single exon.